Cyclospora cayetanensis is the source of this 750-nucleotide messenger RNA. RefSeq lists its product as uncharacterized. Gene Ontology annotation, molecular function: translation initiation factor activity; ribosome binding. The record is from RefSeq and is a predicted model, not a curated record. Bases 1 to 750 code for a protein of 249 amino acids. Gene Ontology annotation, cellular component: cytoplasm; eukaryotic translation initiation factor 3 complex. Lineage: Eukaryota; Apicomplexa; Conoidasida; Eucoccidiorida; Eimeriidae. Gene Ontology annotation, biological process: regulation of translational initiation. The transcript is spliced from 2 exons.
AUGGCGGAGCCGGCAGUCAGUGUGGAUCAAUUUCCCGUAGAAGAUCUGCUGAACAUUCAUCAGAUGAUCUUCCUCCCCAGCACUUUGGACUUGCUGGUGAACCACCUCGAAAAGGGCAUUGCCAAUGGAGGAGCCUCCCCAGACCUUUGCUCUGCGAUUCUGAGGCUUUACCUGCUGUAUCCACAGUGCGCAAAUGCGGAAGUCAUCCGUAAGAUCCUUGUCCAAACCAUUGUUGCCCUUCCAGAAAACCAGUUUGGCUACUAUGCGUGCAUAGCCCCUUCACACUUCGCAUCAGCCGAAGACGAGAAACGGGUGCAGGAUAUGCUCACGCUCCAGGACCACCUCGAAGGCUGCGAUUUCAAGGCUGCUUGGGGGUUGCUGCGGGAGCCCGACAUGGCUGACGUGUUGCACACGCCAGGUGUUGUGGACGCCGUGCGUCGGUACGCGUGCGAAGUGUUGCAGCAGACGUUUACGACUAUUUCCCUUACCGAUUUCUGCCAGAUGAUGAAUCUUGGGCAGCCCGUGAGUGCCUCCGGAUCCGUUGAUGAGAAGGUGGAGAAGCUCAUCAAGGCGCGAGGAUGGGCGAUUGAAGAUGCAGGACAGGGGGCGAACAAAGUAGUCCGUGUGGUACCUAGAGAAGCCGAAACGGCAAAACCUCUGGCGACGCGUGCGUCUGUUGCGCAUAAGACUAUUGAAAAGUAUCUGUCUGUCGAGGGGUUGCAGCAGUGCUUGACCCUCUUGGAGUCGUAG